GAAUACAGUAGCUGCAAAGUCUAUCUCUUGCUGUAGAGGAUCUUUCCAGCUUGCCAAGACUGAGUCAUCCUAGCACCGUCACAGAUAACAACACUGCUUUAGCAGAGGGAAUGCUUGAAGCGUACUGAUUUGCUGGGUGCCUUUCAGAUGUUAUCUCGGCAAAUGUUUCCCAGGGAGGAGACACGGAAUGGCAGUUUCCUGACUUUUAACCCUCAACGUUGAUUGUUUAAAUUCCCCUGCCAUUCCAGUAAGCAUAGCCUGUGAUGUAUGGAAGGGGACCAAGAGUGUGUCAAGGACAUUAACUGAAUGAUGCAGUUUGCAGGUCCCGCACAGUGGAGGACAAUCAUGCAUUUUGCUCGAGAUCAGCAUCCAACUUGCCUUUAUGCCACCCCCUCUACACCUUUCUUAAGAUGAACGUGGAACAAAUGGCAUCUUGCUGUCAUCACAAUGGAAGGUCAGCCGAUUGGUAAUGCAGAGAGUAUACCCCAAGCACCUUCAGGAUCCAGCCCACCAUCCUUUGUUGCCUUGCUGAAAGUACACCGAGAACUGCUGGUCAGCAAAAUCCGGAAUACCCAGUGUUUGAUUGACAACUUGAUUAACAAUGAAUAUUUCUCAAAUGAGGAUGCAGAGAUUGCUGCCCAGUACCCUACACAAGCAGACAAGGUCCGUAAAAUUUUGGAUCUAGCCCAGAGCAAAGGAGAGGAAGUUGCAGAGUAUUGCAUCUAUGUCCUACGGCAAGUUGCAGACGCUUAUUAUGAUCUUCAUCCGUGGUUGGAAGAGAUUGGGUUUUGCCCUACGGAGGUCAUUUGUAAGAAACCUGUGGAAAAUACCGACCCAGUUAGCAGAUAUCAUCAAAAACUUAGAGAUGAAUUGGGACGAGACACAAAGUUCAUCUCCUCAUAUGCCCAGAAGGAGGACAUGUUGCUUGAAGAAACUUAUUCUGCCAACAUUAUGGAGUUGAUCGAUCACAAAAAUGAGAAACUUGGUAGCGUGAACAGCUUGGAAGAUCUACUUGAUGAUAACAUUGGUUUAAUUAAUGGAGAUGGUGAGACAGUCUAUGUCUUUGGUGAUGCAGGGAUUGGGAAAUCCAUGUUGCUACAAAAGAUGCAGAAUCUAUGGUCUAAGGGUGAAUUCAGUGUAGGAGCCAAAUUUUUUUUCCGUUUCCGGUGCCGGAUGUUCAGUUGUUUUAAACAAGAUGAAGCUGUAUGUUUGAAAGACCUCCUCUUCAAGUACAAUUGUUUCCCAGACCAGGACCCAGAGGAGGUUUUUUACUUCAUCCUAAAGUUCCCUCACACAGUCCUGUUUACAUUUGAUGGUUUUGAUGAGAUUCAUUCUGACUUUGAUCUCAGCAGCGUCCCUGAGAAUUGUUCACCCAAUGAAUCUAUCCACCCACUUGCUCUGCUGGUGGGCCUCCUUAGCGGGAAACUUCUGAAAGGGUCUAGGAAAAUCUUGACAGCAAGGACUGGUACAGAAAUCCAUAAAAACAUUAUCAGGAAGAAGGCAUAUCUCCGAGGGUUUUCCAGGAGUAACCUGAAGGAAUAUACCAAAAUGUUCUUCAAAGAUGAAGAGUGUCGGACUUUGGUUUCGAACCAGCUGGAAGCCAACCCCAAUCUGAGCAGUUUGUGUUCAGUACCUUUAUUUUGCUGGAUCAUCUUCAAAUGUUACGAUCAUUUCUACUCUGCAUUUGACAGCCAUGACCUCCCUGACUGCAACGUUACGUUAACAGAUAUUUUCUUGCUCAUGACUGAAGUCCACUUGAACAGAACUCAGAAGACGAACUUGUUGAAGAAGAAUAACAGGAGUCAAGUGGAGACAUUUAGAUCCAAAAAAGAAACUUUGUUUACACUGAGUAAAAUCGCACAUGUUGGGAUGGAGAAGUCUCUCUUUAUAUUUGAUCAAGAGGAGAUCACCACCAGCCUCUGCGAGCAGGAUUUACACUUAGGGUUUCUCAGAACCGUUCCUCGCUAUGGAGACUGUGGAGAUCAAUCUUCUUAUGAAUUCCUGCAUGUGACUGUGCAGUCCUUCUUUACAGCUUUGUUCCUAGUUACUCAUGAGAAAGUGGGUACAAAGGAGCUUCUGAAGUUUUUUGCCGAAUGCUCCACUCAAGACACCACCCUGCCAACUUGCUUUCCUCUCAGGUGGUUGAAAAAUAACCGUCCAACAGCAGUAGAUCCUUUCCGGAAUAACGAGCACUUUCAUUUUACCAACCUCUUCCUUUGCGGCUUGCUUUCCAAGGCCAGGCAGAAACUCUUGAGGCAUUUGGUUUCACCAGCAUUGAUUAAGAAGAAAAGAAAGGUGCUCCUUGCCUUUUUUUUUGAGAGCAUGAAGUCCCACCUGAAAGGCCUCACCCGAGCGAGGCUAAAGGAGUACAGACAGAUUCAAGUUAUGCCCAAUUUUGUUUGGAUGCUGAGGUGCAUCUAUGAGACACAGAGCGAGAAAGUGGGGAAGGUGGUUGCUAAGGGCAUGCGUGCAAACUACAUCAAGCUGACUUACUGCAAUGCCUAUUCUGCCGAUUGCAGCGCCAUCUCCUUUGUCAUGCAUCACUUCCAGAAGCGCCUCGCUCUUGACCUGGACAACAACAACAUCAAUGAUUAUGGAAUAAAGCAACUUCUGCCUUGCUUUAGCAGGUUGGCAGUGCUCAGGGUAAGCGUUAAUCAGAUCACAGAUCAAGGAAUAAGAGUGCUUUAUGAUGAACUGUCAAAGUACAAAAUUGUGACAUAUUUGGGCUUGUAUAACAACCAAAUUACUGACGUUGGAGCCAAGUACGUUGCAAGACUCAUUGAAGAAUGCCCAAGUCUCAUAUACGUUAAGAUAGGAGCUAACAAAAUAACCACGGAGGGAGGAAAAAGCCUUGCUUAUGCCAUCCAGAAGAGUAAAACUAUGUAUGAAAUUGGAAUGUGGGGUAAUCAGGUUGGGGACGAAGGCGCAAAGGCAUUUGCGGAAGCACUGAAGAACCACCCCACUUUAACAAACAUCAGUCUUGCGUUCAAUGGUAUCACUACAGAAGGGGGCAAAAGCCUUGCAGAAGCAAUGAAGCACAACAACACUGUGAAUAUAUUUUGGCUAACAAAGAACGAGAUGGAUGAUGAAGCAGCGGAGAUCUUUGCCGAAAUGCUUAAGGUCAACAAGAAGCUGGGCCAUCUUUGGCUUAUUCAGAAUCAGAUUACGGCCAAAGGAGCCAAGUGCCUGACUGAUGCUCUCCAGGAGAAUACAACCAUUAAAGAAGUCUGCUUAAAUGGAAACCGAAUAAGCCAAGAAGAGGCAAAAGCCUUUGAAAAUGAAAAAAGGAUAAUUUGUUUUUGAGAAAUUACUUUCCAGUUUGGAUAUUUGCCUGUAUGCCAAUUACCACUGCAAUUGAAGCCAGAACACCUACAGCAGUCCAAAUUGGAACUGAGGCUAGCUUGCUACAGUCAGUCUAGAAAAUGUGUUGAAGAUCUGAGAUCAGAAUUCCCGAUGCUGUUUCUUUUGUUAAAAUCAGCUAUGGGAUUGGAUUGGGUUUGCAGAGAGGGGCAGAAGUUUGCAUCCGAUUUCAAAUCAGGGUUUUUGUGAUUUAAAUCCCCUCCUUCCCAAACCGGCUGUUACAGGAGAAAAUAACUUGGAAAGAACAGCAGAGGGGAGAAAACCCUGAUCAUAGAUGGUUCAUAUAUCAUUUAAUUACCCCUUGAAGCAUUCUUUAGUCUGCAUUUUCUUUAAAAAAACACCACCCUUGAUUUUACAUCUUAAAGGGAACAUGAUAGUAGUACCCUGCUUUCAGAGAAAUGGGUCUCUUUAAAUGAGCAGGUAUUCACCAACUGCCCUGCCAUCUCUGUGUUCCUUUGAUAUUAUUGAUGUACAUAAGUGUAAAUAAGUCUCUCUAACUUAUUUAUAUAUGGUGCAAGUUUACAAGUGGAGGCAGAAGACCCACAUAGUAACAGCGAUGCCGCCUGGUAAUCAUCAACCAUUUAUUACUAAUCAACAGGUGCCUUAGGUUCCACCAUGGCAGGUUCGCUCAUCUGAACAGGGCCUUCUGCAGGCGCCCCCUUGUACAUGGGCAAAAUCAACAACUGCUCAUACACGUGCAUCCUCUGUGGUGGCCCCCACUUUAUGGAGUAGCCUACCUGAAGAGGUUAGGAAAGCUCCUGCUCUCCUGGCCUUCUGCAAACAAUACAGGACUGAAUUAUUCAGGAGGGCUUUUUAUUCACGUGGGAGGGCUGUACUGUAAGGAAGUGGUCUCAAGGUCUCAAAAGAGAUGCAUCAGUAAAGGGAUAGGGAUUAUAAACUUUACUACUAUGUACUGUCUGCUGCUGUAAGUAUGAUCCUACUGGGUAGUUCCUAUGUUGUUUAACAUAUCAGUCUUAGAAUUGCUUGUGUUCUGUUUCAGCAUUUCUUGAACUCUGUAUUGGAUUUCUGCUGGUUUUAAAUCUUUAAAAAUUUGCUUGUAUAUACCCUAUUACAUGUUUAUUGAAAUGUCCUUGAAACUGACUGUACUGACUCACACUGUGUAAUCUGCCUUGAGUCCCAGUGAGAAAGGUGGACUAUAAAUAAUGCAAAUAAAUACUGCCUAUUGCCAGUA
Eublepharis macularius is the source of this 4552-nucleotide messenger RNA. It is a transcript of the gene NOD1, whose product is annotated as nucleotide binding oligomerization domain containing 1. Gene Ontology annotation, biological process: regulation of apoptotic process. Gene Ontology annotation, molecular function: protein binding. NCBI's taxonomy places the organism in Eukaryota, Metazoa, Chordata, Lepidosauria, Squamata, Eublepharidae. The record is from RefSeq and is a predicted model, not a curated record. Bases 448 to 3303 code for a protein of 951 amino acids. The transcript is spliced from 12 exons.